This is a messenger RNA of Aethina tumida (small hive beetle), 751 nucleotides long. RefSeq lists its product as uncharacterized. The record is from RefSeq and is a predicted model, not a curated record. NCBI's taxonomy places the organism in Eukaryota, Metazoa, Arthropoda, Insecta, Coleoptera, Nitidulidae. Bases 9 to 542 code for a protein of 177 amino acids. The transcript has 2 exons.
GGGUCGAAAUGGGGGUGCGAUUCACGCAUUUAGAUGCGUGCGUCCGCUCUUUGGUUUUUAUUGGGCGAUUGUUGUUCGAAAGAGUGGGAUGUUGGGGAGCAAUUUUUCGUGCGGGAUGCAGAUUAAAUUUCGAAUCAGUCGGUUCACUUUGUGGUUGCUUGUACGUUAGUUAUUUCAUUUCGUGUGGACAAGUACUACUCGGUACUUGGAUUUGUGGUAUAUGGUAUAUUCAAAACUAUAAAACUGACAGAACAUUAACCAGGAUGAAGCACCCGAAAAGUGAGAAACAACGUAAUAAAAGGAUUAACAGACACCAAAGAAUGCGUGAACAGGAUAACGUGACGGAAAUGUUGAAACUGUGCCUACAGAAGAUUUGCGAACUUCAAGCGGAGAUGGAUAAUGAAGAGGUUCAUGAUCCUGAAGCUGAGGGAUAUGCAGCUUGUGCCAUGGAAACUAUGAGGUUUUUGUCUGCUCAAGGUUUACCACCUGAACAUCCGAUGGUUAAGGCUUUAUCCGAGAAACUUCUGGGAAGGAAAGAAUGAUGAAAAUAUUGUAAUAUAAACGACUAUUUUACUUAAGUAAUUGAUUUUAUAAGUUUUGAUAUUAUUACCAGAAUACGCUUAUUUUAUUAGGUCUGAAGGGAGAGAAAUUUAUGUAUAAAACUGACGUCAAUCAAUGUUACAUUUUAAUUAUAAGAUACAAACUUCUCCCCACAAUUUAAAGACGUGAGUUUAAACUUGUAAUCGUUCUA